This is a messenger RNA of Adineta steineri, 294 nucleotides long. The record is from the annotation of a GenBank genome assembly. Lineage: Eukaryota; Metazoa; Rotifera; Eurotatoria; Adinetida; Adinetidae.
AUGUCGACUAUACCAAACGAUUUUGUUAAUUUUCUAGUACCUGUCAUUCAAGAAUUUGAUGGUGCUGUAGAACAAGUUCGACAUCGUCAAUUGGCACUUGGAAAUUGUCUCACGUCAAUGAACGAUGAAUUAGCUACUCUGUAUAAACAAUGUCCUGGUGAUCGAGAAAUAGAUGAAUAUAUUAAACGAAUUCAUGCAUUAAGACAACGCAUGAUUGAAGCUAAUAUUCAUGUAAAAAUUAUUGAAGAUCGAAUAGGGAAAAUGGAACAAUCAAUGACUAAAAUAAAAACAUAA